This is a messenger RNA of Colletotrichum tamarilloi, 1092 nucleotides long. RefSeq lists its product as uncharacterized. Gene Ontology annotation, molecular function: DNA-binding transcription factor activity; transcription cis-regulatory region binding. Lineage: Eukaryota; Fungi; Ascomycota; Sordariomycetes; Glomerellales; Glomerellaceae. The record is from RefSeq and is a predicted model, not a curated record. Gene Ontology annotation, cellular component: nucleus. The transcript has a single exon. Gene Ontology annotation, biological process: positive regulation of transcription by RNA polymerase II. The coding region runs from base 1 to 1092 and encodes 363 amino acids.
AUGGCUAUGGAAUCGAGUGUGCUUUACGAUGCACUGGUCGCUUUUGCUUCUGGUCACUUAUCACUCACGAAUGAGUCAUAUCGGGUCUCUGCCUUAGAAGCUCACUCGACAGCAAUCACCAACCUCGCCACAGCCCUCGCUAAACCACAACAUGAAAUCACAUGGUACGAAAUCAAAGCAGCAACAUGCUUGGCCUUUGUCAUAGGUGAGGUAUGCGUAGGAGAUAACGACGGGUGGUGUGCCCACCUCAACGGUGCCAAGCUCAUCAUCGAGUCCGCCGUGGUCAAUCCAAGCUCAGGGACGACCUUGCGAGGACCUGAAGUCUUCAAACGGAGCUCCGAGGGUCAGUGGAUUCUUCGAAACUUUGCGUAUCACGACAUGAUUGGGAGUGUGACCAUGCGGAGGAGGCCGCUGCUAGACUGCAGUUAUCUGGAUGGCAUCACAGACGUUGUCGACACCUACCUAGGCGUCGCCACAGAUCUUUUACGCCAUGUAGCUACUUUGAGUAGCAUCGAUGAAGAGACCAGACUCGAUGUUGCUCUAGGGGCUGAGGAGAUAACCAGAAGAAAGAAGUUGUUCCAUGCCACCUGCGAAGGAGUCGAGCAAGAGCUGCAAGACUGGCGAUGCAGGCCAGAUGCCGCUCCAGAACUUGCUGCUCUGGCGCAUGCAUUCAGGAGCGCUGUCCUUAUUGUGCUAUUCCGACUGAUACGGAGUCGCCUGAGUUCAGAGGAAGAGUCCACUCAAGGGGCAAGCUCUGAAGCCAUGACAGAGGAGAUGCUACCGACAAAGAUGCGGACGCAGGUGUCUAACAUCCUGAGGCACGUCUCAGAUAUUCCGGUCGGGUCACAUACCGAGUCGGCAAUACUCUUCCCUCUCUUCCUUGCUGGCGGCGAGGCGACUGAGGACGAACACAUGGAUGCUGUUCGUGUUCGGUUGCAGAUGACGUUGCAGAAACGACGAUUCCAGAAUAUUUCUCGUUCUUUGAUGAUACUAGAAGAUUUAUGGCAAAGGCGGCAAAACUCAGGUUUGACAGAUGAAGCAGACUGGACUGACAUCUUGGACGAGACUGGGGAACAUCUUCUCUUGACUUAG